Molecule: messenger RNA, 2808 nt
Organism: Pocillopora verrucosa
Lineage: Eukaryota; Metazoa; Cnidaria; Anthozoa; Scleractinia; Pocilloporidae
Source: RefSeq, a predicted model, not a curated record
AUGCUGACGGGCCUCUCAGAAGACCUUCAGGACGUCAGCGACUCCAGGAAAACAGCCAUCAUUAACGACGAACUUAGGAGGCUUAAUGUGGACAUUGCCACCUUACAAGAAACACGACUUGCAGACUCUGGAAGACUGAAGGAGAAAGACUACACCUUCUUCUGGCAGGGGAAAAGCCCCAAUGUACCGCGUCAGCAUGGGGUGGGCUUUGCAGUGAAGAACAACCUGCUGAACAUGCCAACUCUUUCUUCAAGACCAAACCUCAGCACAAGGUCUCUUGGAGACACCCGCGCUCAAAGCAGUGGCAUCAGCUGGACUAUCCUUGUCAGAGCUAUUAAGAACGUCCUCCACACACGCUCUUACCACAGCGCGGACUGUGACACAGACCACUCCUUGGUGUGUUGCAAGGUCAGGCUCCAUCCGAAAAGGUUCCACCGUGGCAAGAAGAAAGGGAGCCCUCGUAUUGAUGUCAUUAAGUUGAGCCAGCCUGAUCUUAAAGAGCAAUUUGCUGAGAGGUUUGAGAAUCAUCUAGCAACAUUACAGUCAGGGGACUCCGCAACUGAGAAGUGGACCACCUUACGGGAUACAAUGCACCGCACUGCCUUGGCCACCUUUGGAAAAAGUACCUCGAAAUCGCAUGACUGGUUCAAAGCUAAAUCCGCUGUGAUGAUCCCCAUCAUAGAAGCAAAGCGUGCCGCUCUAACGGAAUACAAGCGAUUACCCAGCGAGAAAAAUCUUCAGAUUCUCCGAGCUAUAAGGAACAAAGUCAAACACACUGCAAGACGCUGUGCCAACGACUACUGGACCGAACUCAGCGAAGCCAUCCAGACUGCAGCAAUUACUGGGAACAUAAGAGGGAUGUAUGAAGGCAUCAAAACAUCAAUAGGUCCAAUCCAGAACAAGACAGCUCCCCUUAAAUCCACCUCAGGGGAAGCCAUCACAGACAAGGGACAACAGAUGGAGAGAUGGGUGGAACACUACUCUGAUCUCUAUUCAAGACAGAAUGUAGUAACAUCAUCAGCCCUUGAUGCCAUAAAAUGCUUACCUGUAAUGGAAGAGCUUGACAACGAACCCACUAAUGAAGAACUCAGCAAGGCUAUCAACAGCUUGGCCUCAAGGAAAGCUCCAGGCAGUGACGGGAUCCCCCCUGACCUGAUCAAACACUGCAAGACUACACUAUUACAGCCUUUACAUAAUGUCCUAUGUGCGUGCUGGAAAGAAGGGGCCGUACCACAAGACAUGAGGGAUGCUAAGAUCGUUACCCUCUACAAAAACAAGGGAGAUCGCAGUGACUGCAACAACUACAGGGGCAUCUCCUUACUCAGCGUUGUGGGCAAAGUCUUUGCUCGGGUUAUUUUGGUAAGACUUCAGAAACUGGCUGAACGUAUCUAUCCAGAGUCACAGUGCGGCUUUCGAGCAGAAAGAUCAACGAUAGACAUGGUAUUCUCCCUCCGCCAGCUUCAGGAGAAAUGCAGAGAGCAGCAGAUGCCUUUGUACAUUGCCUUCAUCGAUCUGACCAAGGCGUUUUAUCUUGUAAGCAGAGAGGGUCUCUUCAGAAUUCUAUCUAAAAUUGGCUGCCCCCCUAAACUACACAGCCUGAUUGAGUCCUUCCAUGCCAACAUGCAGGGGACUGUGCAGUUCAACGGCAGAACCUCUGAGUCAUUCAACAUCAACAGCGGUGUCAAACAGGGCUGCGUACUUGCCCCAACCCUUUUCGGAAUCUUCUUUGCCUUCCUUCUGAAACAUGCAUUUGGCGCAUCGAAAGAAGGGAUCUACCUGCAUACAAGAUCAGAUGGCAGGCUUUUCAAUCUUGCCCGUCUCCGAGCAAAGACCAAAGUGCGUGAAGCCCUGAUAAGAGACAUGCUAUUUGCUGACGAUGCAGCAGUAGCCUGCCAUACUCAGCAAGCACUUCAGUCACUCAUGGACCAUUUCUCUCAGGCCUGCAAAGACUUUGGGCUUACCAUCAGCCUGAAAAAGACUAAAGUCCUGGAACAAGGAUCAGAAACACCACCAUCCGUUACCAUCGACGAUUACGAGCUCGAAGUGGUCCAUCAUUUUACGUAUCUAGGCUCCACUGUCACUGACAAUCUCUCCUUAGACUUCGAGCUCGACCAGAGAAUUGGAAAGGCGGCUGCCACACUUGCACGCCUCACUACACGUGUGUGGUCCAACCCCAUGCUCACAGAGAAGACCAAGAUGGCAGUAUACAGCGCUUGUGUCAUCAGUACACUGCUAUACGGCAGCGAGACAUGGACGAUGUACGCCAGACAAGAAAAACGCCUGAACACCUUCCACAUGAGAAGCCUCCGCCGCAUCCUGGGAAUUUCGUGGCAAGACAAAGUCCCAAACACAGAGGUCUUGUCUCGUGCGGGCCUGCCAAGCAUGUCAACCUUACUCAGGCAACGUAGACUCCGCUGGCUGGGCCACGUUCAUCGCAUGCCAGACGGCCGCAUCCCCAAAGACUUACUGUAUGGUGAGCUAGCCACUGGAAGUAGACGCAGAGGACGCCCACAGCUGCGAUACCGAGAUGCUUUGAAGCGUGACAUGAAGGCUGUAGGAAUUGACACAGAGACCUGGGAAAAUCUCGCAGCUGAUCGGUCACAAUGGAGAGGAGCCGUUACAAGGCACCUCAAAACAGGAGAAGAGAAGCUGACACAAGCUGCCACAAGGAGGCGGACCCGCAGAAAACUUCGUAUCAGCAACGUCCAACAAACAGCAUACACGUGCAGCACUUGCGGCAGGGACUGCCAUUCACGCAUUGGCCUUCACAGUCAUAGCCGCAGAUGCUCCAGCCAAACACACAAUUAG